Molecule: messenger RNA, 2472 nt
Organism: Penicillium mononematosum
Lineage: Eukaryota; Fungi; Ascomycota; Eurotiomycetes; Eurotiales; Aspergillaceae
Product: putative TBC domain protein
Exons: 4
Coding region: 1-2472 (823 amino acids)
Source: RefSeq, a predicted model, not a curated record
AUGGUGAAUGAGGUUUCUGCAUCGUUAUCGCCCGACCGAUCGGAGUCCGAUCCGACGACUCACGCCGUGCCCUUUGAAAAUACCGACGUUCCUUUUGCGACCCGGUCGGUCUCGCUGCCCACAGCCGAUGCGCCAAUAGCCUCCAAUGGCCGAUCUUCAAGCACAAGCGCUGCAUCAGCCAGUCCGAGUGAUGACCAUGCAUCCGCGCUUACAUUCCCACGGCUCGCGCCAUCCAUGUCCGUUGGAGAUGAAACCCGCACGGUUCGAUCGGAGGGCCCGCCCUCCUUGCGCAGCGUGCCCAGCAUUGUCGUGAAUGAGCCAGGUUCCCGUCCCAGCUCACGACCGGGCUCAAGGCCGGGCUCUCGAUGGUCAGAAAGAAAGUGGGGUGGGUUGAAGAAACGGUCCCUCGAUAUCGAGAGGAAAUUCAGCUCGGAAGACCCUCCGCCAGUGCCUCAAAUUGAGCGCCCCUUUACUGGUAUCCCCUUAGAUAUACCGACAGCCUCUUUGGAUGGUCUAGAUAAGCCGAUGAAGUUCUCCAAUCGCGGAAGUCUGAUAAAGAGUCAGGCGCAACGUCCUCACCCGAAACCACCUCAGGAGAAGCUAGACGAGCACCCCGAGCACCCCGAGCGCCAACCAGACCCGCCCCAGCAAAGUCUAGAACAGAAUGAAGCUUGUCAAGAGCUAGCCCACCCAGUUCAGGAAAUAUCGAAAGAGCAUUGUGAUCAACAUUUGGACCGACAGACAUCUGAAAUUGCCCCGCCCCCUGCCAUAAUCAUGACCCGGCCCGAAGGAGAAAAUGGAACACCGAAAGCGAUUCCACGGCACGUGAAACCUCAGGGCAGGCUUCGCCCGAGACAGACUAGUCUUCCGAGCCGAGCAAUAUCGGCAGACGAAGACAUGCUGUCGCGGAGAGUCCGGCUGAUGUACGAGAAGGGCGAAGACAAUGUUACCGACUCCGAGGUUGCGAAAGCAAUGGCCUCAGAAAACGGGGUCUUAUGGGAGGAGGGUGUAGUCCCGGACGCUGAAACCUCUGAGACACUCGCUCAGACGAAUGAGACUGGAAAUGAAACAAAGCCAAGGGCGUCUGCCGAAGUGGAGCCUGGUGGUGCUGAAUACUGGCAAAAUGUCGGUGCAGAAGAAGUCGAUCGCUACGGCUUCAUUCGACCUGCAAAGAACUCCAAUGGUUCCGAUAUUAACCCGCUUCAACGAGUCACGACCAGCCUUCUGCUGGCCUCCGAGGCACCUCGGCGGAAACGUUCAAUUCGCCCACCAACCGCCCCAGCCAGCAACCGUUCCUUCAAUGGGCCGUCUCUAGUCCGCAAAAUAUCCCGAAGUUCCCUGAACGCGCGUCCAUCUUCAUCACAAAGCAACUAUGGUCCUCCACUGCGCCGCUCGACAUCUCGUCUGCGUGCGGCGACCAAUCAUCUGCCUCACAACCGCGAUCGAAAAGCCAAAGAUGAGGCGGCCGACAUGCUCACUCUGCCCACUCAAUCUGGUGGUGAGACAGAAGAUGCACCAGUUACUCGCGCAAUGCGAAGGAAGGAGUGGCAACGUGAAGACAAGUGGACCAAGAUGGCUAAGCCGACCAAGAAGGCCAAGGACGGCGGCGGCAUGACCUUUGAGUUCGAUACUCAGAGCUCAAAGUUGAUUGAGCGAACUUGGAAAGGCAUUCCAGAUCGGUGGCGGUCAACGGCCUGGUACUCAUUUCUUGAAGCCACCUUCAAUGAGCUCCAGUUCAUCUCGUCGCCGGACGACGUCCAGAUUGAUAUCGAUGUUCCGCGGACUAUCUCCAGCCAUAUCAUGUUUCGGAGGCGCUAUCGGGGUGGCCAAAGACUAUUGUUCCGUGUACUUCACGCCAUGUCACUCUAUUUUCCUGAUACGGGCUACGUACAGGGAAUGGCAACUCUCGCGGCUACAUUACUGGCGUAUUACGAUGAGGAACACGCUUUUAUUAUGCUCGUCAGAUUGUGGCAGCUGCGAGGCCUGGAAGAGCUGUACAAGUCCGGCUUUGCUGGUUUAAUGGAGGCCUUGGCCGACUUUGAACGGGAAUGGCUCGCCGGAGGUGAAGUGGCCACGAAACUGAACGAGGUCGGAAUCCCACCCACAGCCUACGGCACUCGCUGGUACCUCACUCUCUUUAAUUACUCGAUCCCCUUCCCGGCUCAGCUUCGGGUGUGGGACGUCUUCAUGCUCCUUGGAGAUGCCGAAGACCACACUGCUCGUCCCGCAACCUCUGGAGGGAAGAACAAGUCCCCCCCUCCUGAGAACCCAAGGACAUUUGGCCAAGGUCUUGACGUCUUGCAUGCUUCAUCUGCUGCCCUUAUUGAUGGCAUGCGUGAAAUCAUUCUCGAAUCCGACUUUGAGAAUAUCAUGAAAGUCCUCACCAGCUGGGUUCCUAUCAAAGACACCGAAAUGUUCAUGCGUGUCGCUAAAGCGGAAUGGAAAGUCCAUCGCCGCAGGAAAACUCCUUAA